ACCCAAUUAGUCCUGCAAAUCUCCCUUUCCAGAGCAAGACCUGCUUGGUAGUGUGUGGGUGUGUGGAGAGAUUCAAUCGCAAAACCGGUUGGUUGUUUUCCGAUCCGAGCUUCUUCCGUUUUCAAUUUGCUGCAAAUAUGUCAAUCCAAAAUCUUCUCAGAACCCUCAAAACUGUCAAAAGGACUCUCCCCCAAAAUCUCUCCCCAAAACCCUAUUAUGAAAUCCCUCACUCCAUCUCUAAAAACCUGAUUGCCCCCUCUUCUUCUUCUUCUUCUUUUUCUUCUUCUACGAUUCUCUCUAAUCUCAGCCCAACGAAGCUCCACCAAAUUCUAGCUAGCCCAGAUCACAAACCCUCACAAUGCUUGCAUUUCUUCAACUUUAUCAUAGAAAACCAAUCAUUGAUCUCAUUCAAACCCGAUCUUCAGGCGCAUUUGACUCUAAUUUGCAGGCUUUUAAUGGUAAGAAGGUUCUCAGAUGCAGAGAAUCUCUUGAAAUCUGUGUCAAUCGAUGAAUAUCCCAGGUACCCAUUUCCUUUUCUAGCUGCUACUAUUGAGAAUUGUUGUUGUUUUGAACCGAAAGUUGUGGCAAAGUUAUUCAAUUUGAUAAUUAAGGUUUAUUCCGAUAAUGCAAAAUUUGGCCAAGUUUUGGAGACUUUUGAUCACAUGAAGAAUAAUGGAAUUGGCAUUGAUGAAAGAACUUGUACUGUUCAUUUGUUCGCUCUUAAGAGAAAUGAUGAGAUGAGUUUAGGCCUUGAAUUUUUUUAUCGAAUGGUUGAAUCUGGUAUUGAGAUUUCUGUGUAUUCAUUGACAGUAGUUGUUGAUGGAUUGUGUAAGAGUGGAGAGAUCAAGAGGUGUAGAGAAUUGGUGGAGGAAAUGUUAAGUAAAGGGAUUAAACCCAAUAUUAUAACAUAUAACAUAAUGAUCGAUGCUUGUGCUAAGAGAUGGAAUUUUGAGGAGUUAGAUUCCAUAUUGGCAUUAAUGGAAAAGGAAGGAGAGGCAUUUAAUGUCAAUACAUAUAAAAUUUUGAUAGAUGGGUACUCAAGCUUUGGCAAAAUUGAAGAAGCUAAGAAAUUGGUAUUGGAUAUGCAUGAUAGAGACUUAAAAGCAGAUACCCACAUGUAUAACUUGAUUAUAAAUGGGUAUUGUAAACUAGGUCUUGUGGAUAGAGCGCUUUCUGUGUUUGAUAGGAUGACAACUAGAGAUGUUAACUUCAAUUUUGAUACUUUUUGGGCCUUAAUAAAUGGCAUUUGCAAGGCUGGAAAGAUGGAGAUUGCAAUGGUAUAUGUAAGCAAGAUGCAGAGCAAAGGAAUUGAGCUAGACAAGGCAUUAUUUAAUACAUUGGUUGAUGGAUAUUGCAAUGUGGGAAUGAUAGAUGAAGCUUUUGCAUUGCAGACUGAGAUGGAGAAGAAAGGUUUUGCAUGUGAUAUUUGCUUAUGUAGCAAAAUACUAGGUGGGCUAUUUAAGUCAAAACGAUUUGAGGAAGCACAAGAGUUGGUGAACAUGAUGGUUAAAAGAGGUGAGAGCCCUGAAAAGUUAACAACUUUGAUUAAAGCAGGUGGAAACCUGGUUUAAGAGAGCAAAGAUGCUGGUGAACAUAAUGAUUAAAAGAGAUGAAAACCUAUGAUGCAAAGAAGGGGAUUUUGUGGAGACAGUAAGAAAGAGCAAGCAAACUGAUAAUGCAAGUGUUUUCUUGGGUUCUCUUUUUCAAUCAUGUGUUCUCUCUAUUCUGAAAUUUUGAAUGUUUCAAUUAAUGGGUGCCAUGAAAAGGGAGCAUGAGCAAAGCUCGAAAAUAUACCAGCGAGAAUUCUUACAUGAGCAAGUGAAUUUAUCCUUGAUGCUUAUCAGGAAAAGAGAGUGUACACUAGAUUAUUUCAUGAAUCUCCAUGUACAAUAUUUUCAGCCCAAGAUGUUGAUUCAUUAACGGAAGUUAUUUUAAGUUUUGUCAAUGGAAAGAAGUUUGUAAUGUGCAAUAACAGUCAAAUAGUGUAAUAUUUGGCACAUUAUCUGAUUGGCUCAGCUUCAAGAAAUUGCGAAAUAUGAUCCGGAAAGGUGAUCAAAUUCGGUGUGCUGCUCAGCUUGAUAUCUUGAAAAUCCUGGAAAAUAAGGGCGAAAGGUUUUCAGUUGAGGACUAGAUGUCUAUGAGAAUAUCGCACGAGGCACUCCAUAUAAGCAGAGUAAAAUUCUGUUCGAGAAAGGCAAAGCUUCAGAUAAAAGUUAAGGUAGUUAAGGUAAAAAGAAGGGUAUGGGAAUUUUCUGUUGUAAUGGUGUAAUCCCAUAUGCAUGUUUCAAAUGGUACUCUCUAAAAACGGCCAUAUUAUGUGCCUGGAAAAUGACAUAAAAACUCAGUUGCACAA
Messenger RNA from Hevea brasiliensis (rubber tree), 2353 nucleotides. Its product is annotated as pentatricopeptide repeat-containing protein At2g28050. The record is from RefSeq and is a predicted model, not a curated record. The transcript has a single exon. NCBI's taxonomy places the organism in Eukaryota, Viridiplantae, Streptophyta, Magnoliopsida, Malpighiales, Euphorbiaceae. Bases 138 to 1571 code for a protein of 477 amino acids. Gene Ontology annotation, molecular function: protein binding.